AUGGUCUACACUAGCCCUCCUGAAUUCCACGAAAUGGCGAGCAAACCAUCCUCCACAUCUACGCCCACAGGCAUGUCCUUGCCCAACGAAACAUGGAUCAACAUCCUCGACUACAUCUACGAUACAUACACGCUCAAGUCAAUACUCUCCGCGUCGCGACAUUUCCGUGUCUUGGGGCUAGAAAUCGCCUUGCGAGUUCUUGUCUGGGACACCGCAGAGAAGACCCACAGUCGGUUGGUGUCCCUGUUGCAAAACCCGGAGAAGAGGUGCAUACCCCGAGUUAUUUCAAUGAAACUUGGAGCAGUUCCUUCGGCGGCGGACACAAUCAGCAUUUAUGAGUUGCGCGACUCAAAACUCGGUCAACUGCCGGACCUGCAAGAGGCUGUCCGUCUUCGUUCUUUAGGGACACUAUCCAAUCUGCGUUGUCUCACCAUCGUCGGAGGAUCCAUUCUCACGCAUUUCUUCGACACUUUUCGCCAACUUCGUCGUCUUGACCGGCUUCGACUCCAGUCCUGUACAGUUUGCGUGCCUCAUUCUGACGUGGAGGACUUGCUGUACGAGCCAGACUUGACGAUCACUUCCCUUGUUCUGAUCGACAUCGUUCUGUGCAACCCAAGCAGCCAGGUAUCUUCCCAACUUUGGCACAGAGUACGCGAGUUCUCAGUUAUCUCCUCCACCGAAACAACAGCAUAUGCCGAAAGCCAAGCGACGCUGUUUCUUCCUCAUUUUCCCAACCUAGUUCGCUUGCAAAUCCUGGGGGUUACUUCAGACGAAAUAUGGAUACCAACUGUCGCGGCGCCGCCUAUUCUUCCGCUUCUCCAAUCGUUUUCGGGAUCAUGGGACAUGGCGAUGAGCAUCCUGGCUUCCGGAGUCCACUUGGACCAAGUUCACCUCCUUGAUGCGAUAUCUGUCAAACAGGCAGCUCAGUUGAUAGAACGGCUCACUGCCACACGCACCCUCCAGCUCGUGCUCGAUGACUAG
Molecule: messenger RNA, 981 nt
Organism: Mycena indigotica
Lineage: Eukaryota; Fungi; Basidiomycota; Agaricomycetes; Agaricales; Mycenaceae
Exons: 2
Coding region: 1-981 (326 amino acids)
Source: RefSeq, a predicted model, not a curated record